CCGAGCGCGCCGGGCGCGGCGCCGCGGCCCACAAGAUGUCCACUCGCACCCCGCUGCCCACCGUCAACGAGCGGGACACGGAGAACCAUACCUCUGUGGAUGGAUACACUGAACCCCACGUCCAGCCUAUCAAGUCCGGUAGCAGACAGAACAUCCCCCGAUGUAGGAACUCAAUUACAUCUACAAAUGAGGAGCAUCCUCACAUUGGAAAUUAUCGCUUACUGAAAACAAUAGGAAAAGGAAAUUUUGCCAAAGUGAAGCUGGCAAGACAUGUUCUUACUGGAAGGGAGGUUGCUGUGAAAAUAAUAGAUAAAACCCAGCUAAAUCCUACUAGUCUGCAAAAGUUGUUUCGAGAAGUACGAAUAAUGAAGAUACUGAAUCAUCCCAAUAUUGUGAAAUUAUUUGAAGUCAUUGAAACUGAAAAGACAUUGUAUUUGGUAAUGGAAUAUGCCAGUGGGGGAGAAGUGUUUGACUACUUAGUUGCACAUGGAAGAAUGAAAGAAAAAGAAGCUCGUGCAAAAUUCAGGCAGAUUGUAUCUGCAGUGCAGUACUGUCAUCAGAAGUGCAUAGUUCAUCGUGAUCUUAAGGCAGAAAACCUUCUACUUGAUUCAGAUAUGAACAUUAAAAUUGCAGACUUUGGGUUUAGUAAUGAAUUUACAGUUGGUAAUAAACUGGACACGUUUUGUGGAAGCCCACCUUAUGCUGCUCCUGAACUUUUCCAAGGAAAGAAAUACGAUGGUCCUGAAGUGGAUGUGUGGAGUCUUGGAGUGAUAUUGUACACACUAGUAAGCGGAUCGUUGCCAUUUGAUGGUCAGAAUCUAAAGGAAUUGAGGGAGCGAGUACUGAGGGGGAAGUAUCGUAUUCCGUUCUAUAUGUCCACAGACUGUGAAAAUCUACUUAAGAAGCUACUAGUACUGAAUCCAAUAAAACGAGGCAGCUUGGAACAAAUUAUGAAGGAUCGGUGGAUGAAUGUUGGCCAUGAAGAGGAAGAAUUGAAGCCAUAUACCGAGCCUGAACCAGACUUUAAUGACACCAAGAGAAUAGACAUUAUGGUAACAAUGGGUUUUUCAAGAGAAGAAAUCCACGAAUCUUUAGUAAACCAAAAGUACGAUGAAGUCAUGGCUACUUACUUGCUUCUAGGUAGAAAACCACCUGAAUUUGAAGGAGGCGACUCCCUAUCCAGCAGCAACUUGGGUCAAAGAUCUCGUCCUAGCAGCGACCUCAACAACAGCUCUGUGCAGUCUCCUGCUCACUUGAAGGUCCAACGGAGCAUAUCUACCAAUCAGAAACAACGGCGGUUCAGCGAUCAUGUUGGUCCAUCAAUUCCUCCUACUGUGUCAUACACAAAAAGGGCUCAGGCAAACAGUGUGGAAAGUGAACAGAAAGAAGACUGGGACAAAGAUGUGUCACGCAAACUGAGCAGCACAACAGUGGGAUCCAAAGGAGAGAUGGCUGCGAGUCCACUUGUGGGUCCAGAAAGAAAGAAAUCAACUACAGUUCCCAGUAACAAUGUAUUUUCUGGAAGUGGAAUGACAAGAAGGAACACUUAUGUUUGUGAGCGUUCUUCAGAUCGCUAUUCUGCAAUACAGAAUGGGAAGGACAACAGGAUUGAAAAACAGCCAAGUCUUGAUUCCUCUUCAUGAGUGCAAUAACCGUGCUCAGUUCUUCAUGAAGAACGAAGAAGAAUGUUGCAGUUCAGUUUGUGUUUGGUGUAGCUGAACAUCUCGUGCCAUCAACACAUUAGUCAGAUUCUGAAAUCUUUACUUUGCUACAGAUAUUAUUUCACUUUGGGACUGCUGUUGCUAAUACAUAAUUAAUGUAAUUUUGCUUAUCCUUAUGGAGGCAAAGCUGUAUUUUGGCCUAAGUUACCUGACAUUGUUUUUAAAAAUUCAUGACAUAAUAUCACUUCUACUACCUUGCCUUUUUUGCUACUUAGUUGAAGCAGAAAUAAAAAGUACGGGUGGAAGGAGCUGUAUCAGUCUAGCAUUGGCUUGAGAGAGAGCUGAUGCAGAAGGCAAAUACUUUGCUUGAAGCAGAGCAGCCUGUUCUGUUCAGAGCUGCUGUGGUGCUGCUCUGUGAGGCCUGGGAGGAGCCUUCCCAUGCCUCAGGGACUCUGCAGCUGCAGGGCAAGAAGUUUCCUUCUUACUGGGGUCAUGACCAGGUGUUUAAAUGCUGUCCGCAUCUCCUGAGUGAACUUCUAUAGCUUCCUAUGUUUUAUUUCACUUCCAGUUCUUACUUAGAGGUAGAUUUGGGGGGUUUUGGUUGUCAUGAGUUUGGUCUGUAGGGAUUUCACCUAUUGGGAAACACCCAGCAUGGCAGCUCCAGGUACUGAUCACCAGAAGAUCUUUCGAAUUGCAAUGCUGUCAUUGUCAGAAGUGUUUUAUGGUGUGUUGGCAUUCUUUAGGGUAUCAAAUAUAUUUUUCAGAAACAAGUACAAACUUGCUUGAUAAGUGCAGUAGCUGCACAAUAAGAUGCAAGCAGUUCCUCAUGUGCAUGGCUUUUUGAGGUGUUACCACAAUAGAAGUUAAAGCCGGAGAACUACGGACGUGAGGCCACCUAUUUUCUGUUGUCUUUAAUUGUUCCACAUAGCUGUAACGCCUCUGUUUAAUGGUGCAAGAAUCAAAGGGAAUUUUUCCUCUCCCAGGGAUGUUUUAAACACUUGCAGAAAAUUCAAGUUUGACAACUUUUUGGCAGUUAAGUGAUGAAGGGUGGGAAUAAUUGAGAACUGCUUUCAGGCUGCUGACUGAGCACUCUGAAUUGACCUCUUCUGUAAGUUGGGCUUUCUCUUGAAGCUGACUUGCCUUUAAUGCACUACACAGAAGUCUGAAGGAGAAGUACAGCUUGGAGUGAAUGUGUUUUUAAAAGGCUAGGUAACAAUGUGGCAAAAAAUGUUCUCAGUUUUAGGUGUUUGAAUUAUAACUGAAGAGUAUUCACUGUUAAUGACUUACCCUCAAUUACAUAUCCUUUACUUCAGCAGCAGGAGGCAGCCUCAUCACUCUGUCUUCUGAUUAUUUUAACAGUGCUUGCUACAUUCCAAAAGAAAAUAUGACUUGCUGUAUUCCGUUUUGCAGGGUUUUACACUAACUUUCUUUUUUCCUUUUCAUUUCUUUGUCCCUCCUGCCUUGCUGCCAUGA
Centrocercus urophasianus (Greater sage-grouse) is the source of this 3134-nucleotide messenger RNA. It is a transcript of the gene MARK1, whose product is annotated as microtubule affinity regulating kinase 1. The record is from RefSeq and is a predicted model, not a curated record. The transcript has 15 exons. Gene Ontology annotation, molecular function: ATP binding; protein serine/threonine kinase activity; tau-protein kinase activity. Lineage: Eukaryota; Metazoa; Chordata; Aves; Galliformes; Phasianidae. Gene Ontology annotation, cellular component: cytoplasm. Gene Ontology annotation, biological process: intracellular signal transduction; protein phosphorylation; microtubule cytoskeleton organization. The coding region runs from base 36 to 1643 and encodes 535 amino acids.